AUGUCGACGAAAACAGGAAGGCCGUCAUCUCCUCGACGGUUCUUCGCUCGUAUUUAUGGUCAUUUGGAAUCGACGAAGAAAGUGAAUGAGGAAGUGGAGGAAUCGAAAUCAAGGACAAAUUUGGAAUCUUCAACAAGAGUGAACGUCUGCGAAAAAACCGCGAAUUCUGAUUCGGAAACUUUGCGUUCCUCUCCUCAUGAUGAUAUUACACAAGUAAAUCCUGAGAGAUUGAGAAUACCUGAAGAGGAUGCAAAAAUAUCCGAAAAGGAUUCUCGGCUACCGACCUUAGGAAUACCCUUUUUAUCUCACACAUUUUUUCCUGGUACCCCUAAUCACACACUGCACCUGACGCAACUCGCACAUCCUUCCGUACUUCCGCCGCAUCUUCAUGGCUUAACAAAUCAUCCGGCAACGGAUCAUCAUUUGCAAGGAUUCUCUGCCUUCCUCGCACGUCGUAGAAGAAAGGAAGGCCGACCAAGAAGGCAAAGGACAACAUUCAGCGGAGAACAAACAUUGCGCUUGGAAAUUGAAUAUCGAAGGGGCGAAUACAUAUCGAGAGGUCGAAGGUUCGAACUGGCUGCGUCUUUGAGAUUGACGGAAACACAGAUUAAGAUAUGGUUUCAAAAUCGUCGAGCCAAAGACAAGAGAAUCGAGAAAGCUCAAUUGGAUCAGCAAUAUCGAAACUUCGCCGUUUCCAGCGGCUUCGUAAACUUGCCCAUUUAUGGAAGCGGUAAUUUCUGCAGACUGUGUCUUUAUAAAGACGCUUUUGGAUCGUCCGCUGCACAUUCAUGUGUAUCCACACACGUUACUGCCAUAAGUUCUUCGAUAGACCAACCCCAAUGCAGCAGCAGUAGUGGAAGCGAAAUGUCUGAUAAUCCGUCUACCGUCACAUCACCGAUUUAA
Messenger RNA from Vespa crabro (European hornet), 903 nucleotides. RefSeq names its product homeobox protein rough (gene ro). Lineage: Eukaryota; Metazoa; Arthropoda; Insecta; Hymenoptera; Vespidae. The transcript has 4 exons. Gene Ontology annotation, biological process: regulation of DNA-templated transcription. Gene Ontology annotation, molecular function: DNA binding; DNA-binding transcription factor activity, RNA polymerase II-specific. The coding region runs from base 1 to 903 and encodes 300 amino acids. The record is from RefSeq and is a predicted model, not a curated record.